CAGUGACUGCAACAGUUACUUUUUAUCAUAUUAUAUACAAAGUCUACCCCUCUGCUGAUGUUCCUAAAGUUUGAAAAAUAGACGCUUGGAAAACAUAACCACUUUAGAUUUGUUGAAACUAUCUGGGUGUUACGAUAUCUGAUUUUCUAUCACGCUCAAAUAAAAGUAGCCGGUGAGAUAUAGGUAGUAAAUAUGGCACCUCAACUACUAUGGAUCGGCUUAGGGAACAUGGGGAGGGGUAUGGUGAAGAAUCUGGUGGAGAAAGGCAACCUCGAGAAGCCCUUGCUCUUAUACAACCGAACGAGAAAGCGUUCCGAAGACGUGGCAUCUAAGCUUCCCGCGGGAAAGACUGAAAUCGUCGAUUCUAUCGAGGAGGGCGUCAAGAAGGCCGACAUAAUUUUUGUCAUUCUCUCCAACGACGCCGCAGUCCAGAACAUCUUCGAUACCAUCCUUAAAGUUGACGUAGCGGGCAAGCUGUUCAUCGAGUCCUCCACGAUUCAUCCGGACACUACACAAAAAGCUGCCGACUUAGUAGCUGAGAAGGGGGGCGAUUUCAUUGCUAGUCCUGUUUUUGGAGCGCCAGCAGCAGCCGAAGCAGGCCAGCUCGUUUUCGUCCCUGCAGGAACCAAGUCUGCCAUCGACAGGAUAAGACCCUAUAUUAAAGGCGUGAUGGGCCGGGCAGAGAUUCCAUUUGAGGAUCAGCCGCCAGCGAACUCGCUAAAGCUUAAGCUACUCGGCAAUACCUUCAUCGUGAACAUGGCGACGGUACUAGGCGAGGGCUUCGCAACGGCGGAGAAGAUCGGCAUCGGCCCCGAGCCACUAAAGCAGCUUAUCGACCAGAUGUACGGCGGCAUAUACAGCGCUUACUCGGAGCGCAUGUUAAAAGGCACCUAUUGGAAGAUGGAAGAGCCGCUCUUCUCAGCUAACAACGCACUUAAAGACGCGGGCCACGCGUCAAACUUGGCGAAGAGCGGAGGUGCCGAGCUCAGGCUGCUGGGUGUCGCUCAAAACUACUUGAAGAGCGUCGCCGAGCACGCGGGUGGCGACAAAGGCGAUAUCGCGGGAAUCUACGGCGCUGCGAGGAAAGACUACGGGUUGAAGUUUGAGAACGACGCAUGAUUUAUAGAAGAGAUUAGUUACUUGGUGUUGGCUUUUGAAUUGUUGCGUUAGAGAUCUUAAGAAGUUUAUGAGACAAACAAUGUGAUCUCACUCAAAUCUUAAAAAAUAGCUUCAAUUGCCCUAAAACAGUAAAAAAAAAUGAUGCUUGUUGCAAUUGAGUGAAUUGAG
Daldinia decipiens is the source of this 1287-nucleotide messenger RNA. Its product is annotated as NAD binding domain of 6-phosphogluconate dehydrogenase-domain-containing protein. The record is from RefSeq and is a predicted model, not a curated record. Bases 193 to 1119 code for a protein of 308 amino acids. NCBI's taxonomy places the organism in Eukaryota, Fungi, Ascomycota, Sordariomycetes, Xylariales, Hypoxylaceae. Gene Ontology annotation, molecular function: NAD binding; NADP binding; oxidoreductase activity, acting on the CH-OH group of donors, NAD or NADP as acceptor. The transcript is spliced from 4 exons.